Molecule: messenger RNA, 1224 nt
Organism: Penicillium paradoxum
Lineage: Eukaryota; Fungi; Ascomycota; Eurotiomycetes; Eurotiales; Aspergillaceae
Product: F-box protein
Exons: 3
Coding region: 1-1224 (407 amino acids)
Molecular function (GO): protein binding
Source: RefSeq, a predicted model, not a curated record
AUGUCUGGCUUUGCCAAAUUCGCCAUCUCUGUUCAGAAAGUCCGGGCCGCGAUCCACAAUAGGAGGAAGGCGGGUGCCAAGGGUGUGCGAUCGUCUCUAAGAGUGGACCAUGCAGACCUCCCACCUUCGUCCCCGUGGGACCUCCCCGUCGAGAUUCAAAUCCGGAUAUUUGCAUAUUCCGGCAUCACUGACUUUCUUCCGCUGAGACUUGUCUGCAAAGCUUUCUAUAAAUUACUCACCUCGAAUGAGCAUGAAAUUGUCCGACAAUAUCUCCGCUUGCGUCGCCACGGCACUCUUCCUUCCCCGAUCGAUAACGACCGUAUCUAUACUCGAAACCCGGCAGACGAUGUCGUGCUGUUGUCGGACCUCUUUCCACCCUCCAAAAGUGCCAGGGGCGGCCACCUCUAUACCUUCAAGUACUUGCAUGGCCUACGACGGAGACAAUUGCUCUGCUCAAAGCUCCGCUACUACCUAGCGGAUCGGAUUCUCGAUCGCUUCACUCAAACUGAACCGGCCUCGUUGCCUGUAAAGCGACCCGAGCGGAACAAACUUAUCAAAUGUGGCAUAAUUAAGAUAUGGUUCCAUCUUGCGCCACUCAUGUACUACACCCUCUAUUUCCUCGAAUCAUACGCGUCCGCUCGACGAGAACAUACGAAUGAGCUCGUCCAAAAAUACGAAGCGGGCCACCUGCCGGUACCCCUGCCACUCGAUGUACGCCAGAAAAUGUAUCUUGAGCUACAAACCCGGAUUCUGCAGAGCCCUCCCUUCACCAACACUGCGACAUUGGUUGCAACACACCAUUGUAUGCACUUGCUUGUGUCAUACAUACACUACGCCAUGUCUCCGGAGGGCCAAACUGAGUUGGAUGACUCAUGGAUCAGCUCAUUGCUAACUCUCUCACCCUUUGUGCGAAUUGUCGAGUUUUUCUCGGCUGAAAUUGGGGACGGUGGGAGCCAAAGAACACAACGCAAAGACUUUAUGUAUAAUUUCUAUAACGACAUGACGAAGUAUGAAAAGGACCACAUGAACUCGGUUGUCUUUGCACGCGCAACGGCGCAGAACUUGCACAGUUCUGUCCAAGAUAUAUGGUUUGCUUCUGCCGAGGCUGAGUUGAAAGCCCGUCAGGCAAUACCGCACGAUGUCGAGCAUGUCCAGGGCUGGAAUGACAUUCCGAUUCUUUUUGGAUGCCCGGAUUGCCACCGCACAAGAGGAUGGCAGGCAUAG